AAUUACAAAUAUUUUGAAGCUCAGAUGGCUUUGGACACUCUAUGCAUGGCCACAUUGCUCUCUCUUCUGCUAAUCGCAAUACUUUUCCUCCUCAAUAACAUAAAACAAGUCAAAAAGCAAAACAACCGCCUCCCACCUGGCCCACCCAAGCUUCCAAUACUGGGCAAUUUACAUCAACUUGGAAAAUUACCUCACCAAUCUUUUUGGAAACUCUCCCAAAAAUAUGGCCCAGUCAUGCUCCUAAAACUCGGUCGUGUAUCCCUCGUUGUAAUCUCCUCUGCUGAAGCUGCAAAGGAUGUCUUAAAAAUUCAUGACCUUGACUGUUGCAGCAGGCCACCGUUAACCGGCUCUGGGAAGCUCUCAUACAGCUUUUUAGAUGUCGCUUUUGCACCGUAUGGUGAUUACUGGAGAGAAAUGAGGAAGAUGUGUGUGUUGGAGCUUUUCAGCUUGAAGCGGGUCCAGUCAUUUCGGUUUAUUAGGGAAGAAGAAGUGGCGUCGCUGAUGGACUCCAUUUCUCAGUCGUCAUCUACAGCCUCUCCUGUGGAGCUUUCAGAGAAGAUGUAUGCUCUAACUGGAAGUAUAGUAUUUAGGAUGGCUUUUGGAAAGAGAUUUCAGGGGAGUAAUUUCGAUGAUAAUGACUAUAGAUUUCAAGAGUUGAUUCGUGCAGCCAUGGCUGUGGCUGGAGGCUUCACUGCAGAAGAAUGCUUCCCUUAUGUAGGCUGGUUGAUUGAUCGAGUAAGGGGUUAUCAUUCAAUGAUCGAGAGAGUUUGCCAUGAAUUGGACGAUUUCUACCAGCAAAUAAUCAACGAUCAUCUUAAACCUGAGGGUGGAAGGACAAAACAAGAGCCAGAGGACAUCAUCGAUGUGAUGUUGAAAAUUGAGAGAGAUCAUCAAAUUCAAUCUGGCCGCCAAGCUCAGCUAACAAGAGAUGGUAUUAAAGCAGUCACCAUGAAUAUACUUUUGGGCGGGGUUGACACCAGUGCAAGUACCGUAGUGUGGGCAAUGGCAGAGCUAGCGAGGAAUCCAAAAGCCAUGAAAAAAGCACAAGAUGAAGUGAGAAACUGUGUUGGAAAUAAAGGAAGAGUUACAGAAGCCGACAUAGAUAAACUCGAAUACCUGAAACUGAUAAUCAAAGAAACUCUUAGACUCCACCCUCCUGCCCCACUUCUACUUCCAAGAGAAACUAUAUCCCACUUUACAGUUAAUGGUUACAGCAUUUAUCCUAAAACGCUGAUGCAAGUCAAUGCCUGGGCAAUUGGAAGAGACCCUAACACUUGGAGAAAACCUGAAGAAUUCUUCCCAGAAAGGUUUUUUGAUAGCUCUUUUGAUUUUAAAGGGCAGAAUUUUGCGUAUUUACCAUUUGGAGCUGGUCGAAGAAGUUGCCCUGGAAUUCAUUUGGGAUUAAUAACAUCGGAGCUAGCACUUGCAAAUCUCCUGUAUUGCUUCGAUUGGAAAUUGCCAAAUGGGAUGAAGGAGGAAGAUUUGAACAUGGAGGAGGCACCUGGUCAGUCUGUUACGGUCUCUAAGAAGACGCCUCUCAACCUAAUGCCAACCAACUAUUUGCAAUUAAAAGUUGGAAAUGAUUAAGUUUUGAUUUGCAAUGUCGACUGGCUAUAUAAAUUGCAGUAAGAAUUUUAUUUCCUAUUUUGGCUGCGUAUCUUCUAGCUUGUAAUAAGACAAAAUUAUGUCAUUUGGUAUUUUCUUAAUAAUAAUUUUUGCAAGGUUACCUGUAA
Molecule: messenger RNA, 1733 nt
Organism: Mangifera indica (mango)
Lineage: Eukaryota; Viridiplantae; Streptophyta; Magnoliopsida; Sapindales; Anacardiaceae
Product: cytochrome P450 71B26-like
Exons: 2
Coding region: 25-1587 (520 amino acids)
Molecular function (GO): monooxygenase activity; oxidoreductase activity, acting on paired donors, with incorporation or reduction of molecular oxygen; iron ion binding
Source: RefSeq, a predicted model, not a curated record